CAAUCCUCUUAUUAUGUUUCUCUCUCUAGUCCUCCUCUCUCUUUAUUUUUUAUCUUCCUCUCCCUGCGUUCUGUAAUGCUUCUCGUCUCCUACUUCUCUGUACAUGGUUUCUAGGGCAACAAAGAGACGCGAAGAACAAAGCAAGAAAAAAGAAUGGCGGAGAAGUGCAAAAACAGCCACGAGCUAACCACGGAGUUCGCCGACGACGAGUUUGAAGUCGCCGGAAUCUUGCUCGAGCUUCGUAAACUAUUUACCGCAACGGAGUUCUUCCCUCUUUUUCGUGUCGAAUGGGGAUCCAAGAAGAGGAGAUCUACAACCUACAGCAACAACCAGGCUUCUCCGGCCACCGUUCCUCCGCCGCCAGAGCCGUCGUCCUCGCCGCCGGAGGAUCCCGUGGACGAGCGCUGUACGGGCAAGAACAAGGCCUCAAGCCCCGCGACACCGCUUUCCUUCUCACCGAGUGAAUCGGACGAGAAGCGUAAGCCCUCCAAACGGAAAUUGCUAAAGAGAGCGGACUGGUUAGAGCUCAUAAAAGAGUUAACCGAGCGCAAAGAUAUGUUGAAAAAGGAAGUCGAGAAUGUAAGCCGUUAUUUUGACAAGCUAAAAGCUUUUAAUUCAGAGUUAAAGGCGAGGAAGGAGGAGCUAAUAACUAGAGGGCUUAAAAAGGAAAUACGGCUUUCAAAAAUUGGUCAAAGCGUAAAUCAUGAGAUGGAACUGGGUCAACCCAACGCAUCAACGCCUUUCCCUGAGUUUCAUCAUCCACCGCUAAUCAUGGAUCGGACGGUUCAAGCAACGGGAAUAAGCGAGAAUCUCCAGUUCUCGGCAAGCCAUAUUCCCAGCAGUGGAUUCAGUAGGAAUAAUAAUAGUAACAAUAUUGUGAGCCCACUUGGUCUUCCUGAUCUUAACGUCUCACCAGAGGAGCCUUUUGGGAUGGACUUUUCUCAGCCGUUUGAUUUGGCCAUGGCUGACAAGAAUCGGAGUAGGGCAAUGGCUAGUGAGGCAAGACGGAGAAGGCGUCAGAUCUGCAGGGAUAAGACUUCUGUUGCCGCCAAUAAGCUACGUAAUCCCUGUUGAAGAUGGCCACUUUUUUUUGGCUGCAAUCCUAUGGCUGAUUUUGUUUCCAUAUUUUAUUUUUACUUUUAAAUGCCGCAAAAGGCGCAAUCAAAUGUAUUUUAUUUAGUUGUAUGAAAUCCUGUUUUAGAAUAUCGAAAUUUAAUAGAAAGCCCAUAGUGUUUUUAUCGAGUAUCUUUUGGAGAAACCCCCAUAAAUUGAGGGUUAGAAUCGGGCCGGACUGAGAUGGGGAUUAAGCCAACAGUUCUAGGCCUCAAAUCGGCCCGCCUAAAUUUGCGGCUUUAUAAUAAUGUAAAUUUAUUUGAGACACCCACUUCGUUUAUUAUCAAUUU
Molecule: messenger RNA, 1403 nt
Organism: Morus notabilis
Lineage: Eukaryota; Viridiplantae; Streptophyta; Magnoliopsida; Rosales; Moraceae
Exons: 4
Coding region: 154-1074 (306 amino acids)
Source: RefSeq, a predicted model, not a curated record